AUGCUAUCUGUUCUUAUCCCUCUUUGGUUUAAUCCAUUUUCAAUUCGUAAUGUUAACAUGAAUCCCAAGGUGAAAGUGAGAGUACCAGACCAAGAAGAAGAGUUUUUUUACACAGAAAACAGUAGAGGAUCUUGGAUGUUUUCAAAGUUCAUUGAGUUACUAUACUUUGAAGAGAAGAACCAAAGAGAAUGUCCUCCCUCAGUUUCCAAAAGCAUAAGGGCUUGUCCUCAACAUGUAACAAUGAGAUCCACCCCUUCAACUAAAGGAGUAUUGAAGAGUAUGAAGAGACUUGGUGAAAGUCCAAAAGAAAAUGCAAGAGCUUGUUCUGUCAUACGCCCUCGAGCAGUCUUAUCUAGUCCUGAAAAUGAUGGACUAAUUGGAAGUAUAAAUGAGUUGAACAACGGCACAUCAUCAACAUCAAGUAGAAAGAAAGAUGCAAGAGGGAGGAUAGAAAGUCAAGCUAAGGUUUUGUGUACUGAGGUGAAGGAAGGAAAAUUUUUGGACAGGGAGGAAUGUGAGGCAUUGAACAAAGGCAAAACUCCUUUAAAAGCAAAAGUUCACGUUGGAAACUUUCUACACUAA
This is a messenger RNA of Sphenostylis stenocarpa, 582 nucleotides long. Lineage: Eukaryota; Viridiplantae; Streptophyta; Magnoliopsida; Fabales; Fabaceae. The record is from the annotation of a GenBank genome assembly.